AUGUCCGCAGAGGAAGAGACCAAGCCGACCGAGGAGAAGAAGGAGGAGACUCCCGCCGCGCCCAUCUUCGGCUUCGGCGCAGCGGGCGGCUUCGGCGCCGCGGCCACCUUCGAUCCCAGCGCCUUCGCGUCCGCCCCCAAGGCUGCGGCCGAGGGCGGCGACGACGACGACGACGCCGCCGCAGCCGCAGCCGCCGAGGCCGAGUGCAAGGCCGAGUUCGUUCCCGUCGUCAAGCUCGAGCAGGUCGAGACCGCGAGCGGCGAGGAGAACGAGGACGUCCUCUUCGAGGCCAAGUCCAAGGCGUACCGAUUCACCGAGGGUGAGUGGAAGGAGCGCGGCCUCGGUCCCAUCAAGCUCCUGCAGGACAAGGACAGCAAGAAGAUCCGCGUGCUGAUGAGGCGCGAGAAGACCCUCAAGGUGUGCGCCAACUUCUUCGUCAAGCCCGGCACCAAGGUCGAGGAGCACGCGGGCAGCGAGAAGGCCAGGGUCUUCACCACCAUGGACUGCUCCGACGGGGAUAUCCGGCCGGUGAUGGUCAACAUGUGCGUCAAGUUUGGCUCCGCGGAGAAGGCGCAGACGUUCCAGGACGAGUUCGAGAAGGCCAUGGAGGUGAUGAAGCAAUUCGAGGGUGAGGAAAGCGAGGAAAAGAAGGACGGGGACGCCGCGGCGGACGCGCUCGCCGAUAAGGUGGCGGAGGCCAAGGUUGGUGAGGAGGAGAAGAAGGAGGAGGCGUGAACCCAAAGCUGAGGAACCGAGGGUGUGAAAAGCCGCGAUUGGUAAAGCCGCGUUUGAAUCGCCAAACGAACGCCAAACGGCGAAUACCAAACGGCGAAUACCAAACGCGGCGCAACUCCCUCGUCUUCGUCGGUCGUAGCCCGUGCAGACGUCCGAAAAGACUGCCAAAUAGACCACGAUGCGUUUUCAACACGACGCGCAAGGACGUUGGACCCAAAAC
Messenger RNA from Micromonas commoda, 955 nucleotides. RefSeq lists its product with no specific name. NCBI's taxonomy places the organism in Eukaryota, Viridiplantae, Chlorophyta, Mamiellophyceae, Mamiellales, Mamiellaceae. Gene Ontology annotation, cellular component: cytoplasm; nuclear pore. The transcript is spliced from 2 exons. Gene Ontology annotation, biological process: nucleocytoplasmic transport. Bases 1 to 735 code for a protein of 244 amino acids. The record is from RefSeq and is a predicted model, not a curated record. Gene Ontology annotation, molecular function: GTPase activator activity.